Messenger RNA from Heterocephalus glaber (naked mole-rat), 9159 nucleotides. RefSeq names its product protein phosphatase, Mg2+/Mn2+ dependent 1L (gene Ppm1l). Gene Ontology annotation, biological process: protein dephosphorylation. Gene Ontology annotation, molecular function: cation binding; protein serine/threonine phosphatase activity. Lineage: Eukaryota; Metazoa; Chordata; Mammalia; Rodentia; Bathyergidae. The record is from RefSeq and is a predicted model, not a curated record.
CUCUGAGCCAGUUGCCUCUCUAAGCUACUUUGCUUUGAGAGUGCCGUCUGGCUAGACUAACAAAGGUCUGUUUUACUUUGCAACUUGUCCGGUGUGUUCCUUCCUGGGUGUUCUUCGCUGCAGUCAGCUCCUCAGAGCAUUUGGUAAGGCCCUCGGUCUUACAGUCUGGAGGCUCCAGCGAGAUCCCUGGGUAGGAACCCCUGGUUCAGCCGACACUCCGUGGUGGGAUCCAGCAGGAGACUCUCAGGCACAGACCUCAGAAAACCUCCGGAGGUAAGCUUUUGGCUGGUUGCAACCGUCAGGAGUGAGGUGGCUGACGAGCCGGGAAGCCUCCCCUGACCCCGAGGUUCCUGACGAGGAGCAAGGGAAGAUUUAGUUUCAGUUUGUCAUGGCGCCCGUUGGUCUUGUCUUUUGUAUGUUAAUGUUGUGUCUGUCGUAUGUUUGAUUUUACAUUUUUUUCUUUCCAAUCUUCAUCAGGAGCAGAGUAAUGGGAGGAACCUGUUCUACCGGGUCCACUCCGCUUGACUGCUUUCUCACUAAUUUUAAAUUGGCUUUUUCUCCAAAACAAAAAGAUGAAUACAGGGUGAAAUUUUCUCGCGGAAAACUCUGCUCCCUGUGCCAACUGGAAUAGCCAGCUUUCAGGGUGGGAUGGCCAGCCGAAGGGACUUUUGACCCCAGUGUUUGCCAGGCAGUUUGGGGCAAAGUCACUGGUUGCCGUGGCCACCCAGACCAAUUUCCCUACAUAGACAUCUGGGUUCAGGCUUGUGAGAAACCUCCAGCUUGGCUGCAGCGCUGUUCCCUCUGAACAGACACUCGCAUUUUAGUCACUGCCCCAAAAGGGCCCCGGGAACUUAAGCCCCGGGCUCCUAAGCUGGUUCUCUCGAAGGAACCUGACUCCCUGGAUCCCUUAGGAGGGCCUCCGCCCUAUAUGGAAUCCUCCACCCCCUCAGAUGGCUCCCACUCUAGACUCUGCAAUCCUUCCCUCCCUCUGUCUGUUCAACCUUCGGCUCCUACUCCUCUUUAUCCUCCUCUCCCUGAGGGGCCUCAGUCCCCAGACUCUGUGACUUCUCCCCUCCACACACGAGCUGGGGGUGUGUAUGGGCCUUGCGAGGUCCUCACUGGGGAAAUUAGUUUGGCCCCCUCUUGCCCCUUCGGGAGACAGAACAAGGUCACUAUGUUUAUAUCCCUUUCACUACCAGUGACUUAUAUAAUUGAAAACAUCAAAAUUCUCCCUUCUCAGAGAAGCCCCAAGCCCUAAUAUCUUUCCUAGAGUCUAUCUUCCAUACCCAUGAUCCUACUUGGGAUGAUUGCCAACAACUCCAGGCCCUUUUUACCUCAGAGGAGAGGGAAAGGAUCCAGGGACAAGCUGUGAGGUUGGUAAUAGGUGGACCAGAAGGCCCCCUAGAUGACCAACAGUGAGCCCAUCUGGAAGCACAGCUCCCAUCCACCUGACCCCGCUGGCAAACUAAUACCUCAGGCAGGAGAGAAGCUCUCCAGAACUAUCGUCAGCAUCUCCUGGCCGGCCUGAGGGGAGCCGCUCGGAAGCCUACCAAUUUGAGCAAGUGAGCCAACCCCUCUCUGCCUUCGAGUGGACUGACCCAGACACUGGGACUACCAGACAGCUGACAUGGACCCGGCUGCCACAGGGAUUCAGAGAACUCUCCCACUCUGGGGAAGCCCUCAACAAAGAUUUAAGAGAGGCUUCUCAGCAGUUCGGAUAAGUAGAAGUUCCCUGCAUGUCCAGGAAAAUUAACUCCCCACUACACAAUCUUCAAUUGAAGUAUACAGUUCUAAGACUGCAGCUGAAUAUGUAAAAUCUCGACUCCCAGAGGCCCUUAAACAGCAUCUUCAGGACUAUGAAAAAGACAAAGAAAAUAGUGUAUUGUCUUACCAGACCAUCCUUGAACAGCAGAUUCUGUCAAUUGACCGAGAAAUGUUAGAGAAAUUGACUGUAUCCUAUGAUGAAGCAGGUACAACGUGUUUGAUUGCUCUACUGUCAGAUAAAGACCUCACUGUGGCCAAUGUAGGUGACUCACGAGGGGUCCUGUGUGACAAAGACGGAAAUGCCAUUCCCUUAUCUCAUGAUCACAAGCCUUACCAACUGAAGGAAAGAAAGAGGAUAAAGAGAGCUGGUGGUUUCAUCAGUUUCAAUGGCUCAUGGAGGGUCCAGGGAAUCCUGGCCAUGUCUCGAUCCCUGGGGGAUUAUCCACUGAAAAAUCUCAACGUGGUCAUCCCAGACCCAGAUAUCCUGACCUUUGACCUGGACAAGCUCCAACCUGAGUUCAUGAUUUUGGCAUCAGAUGGCCUGUGGGAUGCUUUCAGCAAUGAAGAAGCAGUUCGAUUUAUCAAGGAGCGGUUGGAUGAACCUCACUUUGGGGCCAAGAGCAUAGUUUUGCAGUCAUUUUACAGAGGCUGCCCUGAUAACAUUACAGUCAUGGUGGUGAAGUUCAGGAAUAGCAGCAAAACAGAAGAGCAGUGAACCCUUCAGGGGUCUCAGCUGCCUUAGACUAAAAGACUUUUGACACACUUGUCUCUUUUCAAUGUAGUAAAAGGUGUGGGAAUUGUAAUUAGGAUCAUCCAUCCCAGACACAGAAUCUCCCUCCCUGGUGGUUUUAGGUCUAUAUUCAGUGAUGAACAGAGGAUAACCCCUGGCCAAUGUAGUUGAGAGUCUGGAAAAUGGUUUCUUUGUGUUUUCCCAGAUCUUUCAUCCAUGUCCAAAAUAUAUGAAUAGGUAGUUAUAGAUCCAUAUAUGAGGAGAACGGCAGAUGUGCUAUAGAUUCUCCUUUUUAAGAUUCUUAAGGUUCAUUACAGGUUCUCCAGGCAUCAGCCCCCAUGUCCUCUCUGCAGUGAUGGACAGGGCAGACCUCUUUUGCAGGAGACCAGGUACUGUGUCACUUGUGAGUCAGGAGCUGAUGUAGCAACACCCUCUACUGAGGGGCAGAGACGUGCUAGAAUGCUUUAUCCUCCUGAUCCCAUGUUCUGCUCAGCAGCCACCAGAAGCAGAUGUGGAAUACUUUAUUACUGUGGGCUAUUCCAGGAGACUGAGGGAAGCAGGAAAGAUGAGAGUUCAGUGGCAGUUGCCUGCACAGCAGAAAUAAUCCUUCCCCCUCACUACCUUUCUAGUUAAAUAGACUCUGUACCACCUUUGUGUGUUUCUGCAUGACUUCACCUUGUGCUUACACUUUACUGUAUGUAAUAGGCAGCUAUUAACUUCACUACCAGAAACCACGUUUUUCCAUCUUGUCUUACCAAGAAACCAUAUUAAGGGAAAUGAAAACAGCAGAUCACAGUGUCAUAAUGCCUUCCAUCUUUAAGGGCAGAUGAAAACAGGAGUGAAUGUUUCACAGUGCCCCUUGGAAAGUGGAGUUUCCCCUGGGAGAGAAAGGAAUGAGCUGGUGAGACUACUACCCUGAAGUGAGCACCAGUUGCCAGUUUUUGUGCAGCUUCCCCUUCCCUAGCUUAGUAGCUUUCAAAUGUCUUUCAAGCAGUUUGAAAGAAGCAGCCCCAUACAACUGCACGUGUGUUUCUUGAAACCAAUAUUGUUCCCAUCCACUACAGUUUGGAAUUUGGUGGUGAACUACUGGGACAUGAUUCUCACCAGUAGAGAGGCAGUGGCCUUUCAUAUUUGGUAUGGAAUCUCUGCCCACACAGAGUAGCCUUCUCCAGGCAAAUGCAAACUACCCUACAUAGUCUGAAGGGGGGCCAGUAGGGAGGAACCUAAGUAUAGUGGCAGCAAAGCUAGCUGGGAAUUCAAGCAAGAUCCCAUAUUGCUAAGUGGGCUAUUCUAGAGCCUGGCUUGCUUGCUGCCCUUCCUUACCUGCCACCAAAAUUAUAUUUUUUCCAGCCUCAGUAUUUUAUACAUUAAUUUAUAGAAAAUUCUGGGUUAUCUUUUUGCCUGAGGCAGCUCAAACGGCCAAACAAGAUUUUUGUUGUAUCCCUACUCAUGGUAUGGUUUUGUUCUUACUGAGUGGACAUUUGUCCUUAUACCCUCUGGAAAGCCUAUACACUGGCCACCUUCUCCCACAAUCCCAUACCCUCUGUCUUUUUCAGCUGUAGAGCCUUCCUGAAGCAGUUUCCAGGAGAGGACUCAGGAGCAGGUUUAAGUUGUGCUGCUGAGGACUGCAAUCUGUCUUGAUUCUUUCAAGAACUUAGCUCUCUUUGAUGGCAAUGAGAAUUAAUAAUGGUUUCCUAAGAGAUUUGCUUACUUUUGUAUACUGUAUUUUCCAAUGUUAGAGUUAGAAUCUUGGUUAUUGAUUUUUUAGCCAUGGAAUGUUUUAGAUUUAAGGAUUUGCCUCGAGAGACACUGAACAUUUGGAUGUAUAUAUUCCACGUGAGGAUGGGAAGGGAACUGUGGGACACAAAUGCCAGUUGUGAUUAAUAAUGGUGGCUGCAGUCAGGCCAGGUGGCUGUGUUUGUUGGAGAUUUAGGACAUUCUGCACCACUGCCCACCUUCUAACUGAAUGUCCAGUAUUUUACUGUCCACAGUCAACUUUCCUUUUUUAUUUCUGCUUACACAAAAAAGCAUAAUAAUAAAAGAAAAAUGUGUUUUAAUUUCAUAAUCACUUUUAUUGUCUAAAAUAAAAAUAGCUAUGUUUUGGUGAGGUUGACCAAAAAAAAAAGCUACCAAAUUAGGAAAUCAUUGUUUAUUUGCCAAGCAAAAUUUCUAAACAUAGUGCUGAGUACACGUUACAUAAUUUUCUAAUUAAGGUCCAUAAGGCAUCCUCUAAGUUUUACUUUGUAAAAUUAAUUUAUUUGUGAUUUUAACCAAAUAGAGUGUAUAUCUUACACUUUUGUCUCUAAUAUGGCUUGUACACUUUUUAAUGAUAGAGGUUCUAGGCCAAAUAUUAGCAGUUUGAUGAACAGUCACAUGACAAAUCAGAGUACUUUGUUCCCUUCCCAGUAUUCUGGAGCAAUCUCUCCCUAGCCCUUUUCCAGCUGUUGGAGUCUUCAUACACACUCCUGGGCUCUCCUAUGGGACACUGGCUGCUCCCCUUCUCUAGAGGCUCAUGAAGGUUGAAUCUAGGAGAUAGAGAAGUUGAUUUCAGACAUUUGCAUGUGAAGCUUUCCUAAACAGCACUGCCAAAGCUUUGGAAUUGUCACUUGAGGCUGCCCGGACUCACUAGCUAGUCUGAGUUCAAAUUGCCAAUAGUCUCCAUGGUGCCAAAUUUUGGGAUGGUUUUAGUCUUUUAGAAAGGAAGCUGGGACUAUAUGCUUACAAGUCCAGCAAGAUACCAUGCCCAGAUCCCUGUAAUGCACUGGUCUGCUGCUGCUCCACUGGCAAUAUGUACUCUUGAAAUAGGAUAGGGAUGGGGUAGGGAGGGGGUCCAAGGGGAAUUUUUUUUAAUUCACUGUAGUUGCAGUUCUUUAAUAAUAGGAAUAAACUGUACUUAUAUAGAAAGUUCCAAAGCUAGAUCUGAAGACCUGCAUUUUUUUAAUGUGACCAACUUAAGAGACAAUUAACGUAUGAGACAAUUAACUGAGUCUUUGUUCUAAUACAUGUCUGUAUGCGUAGGUAUUCAUUAUUAGAAACCAGUGGCUACAUUUGGUCCUUUGCUGUGGAUUGAAGGUGUUGGCCUCUUGAAUCUUGUAUAUGUCAAGAGUAUUACACAGAGAUUGUUAUAGUAGAGGAGCAUGUACAAGCACUAUGAUUUAAAACACACCUUAUUUCAUGCAAGUGUAAUGAUUUUGACAUUUUGCACAGUUGACAAGAUUGCAUGGCAGUGAUGGCCUCAUCAUUUCAGUCCUCUCUGAAGUGAUUCUGGGAAACAGAUUACACUAUUGGUUUGGAUCACUAGGAUAUCUGGAAAUGCAUGAAGAAUUUACUAAGGGAGUGACCAUUUUUUCCUUUGCUAGGCAUACCUCUGUUUUCCUGAUUUUUUUUUUCUCCCCAAAUUGUUGGCAGCUGUGUCAAUAGGAAAUUUACAAUCAAAAAGGGCAACAUUUCAUUGUAUAUGUGAAUGUGUAGGAAUGCAUCAUUUAUAUAAAAUUCAAUUUUUCAAUAAUUUCAGAAAAUUUUUCCUACUUUUGAUUAUCAUUAGACUGAUCUUCCCUUACUAGUCUACCCCAAAUUGCCUUAGCAUGUCACGCCAGCAUUCCUGACCCAGCCCUGGAAAAAUGACAGGAUAUAUACUUUGCUGGGGCCUGUUUAAUUGCAUCUGAAUGAAUCAUUAUCUAGACUUUUGAACUAGUCACCUAUAUACUGCAGAAGCAAUAGAAUCCUUGUUCCCCAAAGUGUAUUCCAAACAUGCUCUUCCACAAAAGGGUUUCAGGGUCAGAGAUUUUUGGAAACAUACUCUCUUAUAAAGUGUAUAGAAUCUCACUGAAAUCUCUAUUCAAAUGUCCUUCAGAGGAGGGGAAACACAACACAUAAUUUGUUACCUCAGUGUUUUCCAAAUUAAUUUGACCAUAGAAAUUUUUUUUUUUUUUGAUACUGGGGAUCGAACACUGGACCUUGCGCUUGCGAGGCAAGUGUGACACCACUGAGCUAAAUCCCCGGCCCGACCAUAGAAAUUUUUGAGUAACACCUAGUAACAUUCCAAGGAAUUCCUGUUUCCUCAGAACUCACUUUGGGAACUUCUGGUACACUGAGAUAUUUCUGUUUUCUCAUCCACCAUGACUCUUAGUAGUAGCAGUACAGUUUGCAACUUAAGCACUAGUCUUUUCACUUAAGCAGUUGACUUGUAAUAGAAGCAGUGUUAAAAACUAAUAGAAUUUAAUAUGACCACCAGUGCCUCACAAUGACAGCAAAAGUCUAAAGUACAGUGGACCCUUGACUUGCAAACUCAGUUCUCUCGAGGGCUGGUUGUAACACAGGUUGGUCAAUUGAGGGCUCAGGCUCCUUCAUACAGCCUUCAAAGUCUCUCUCCCAUAUACAAGCAGAUCUCAGUGUCAUUAGAGAGACACUGGCCCAGGAUUUCUCAAUUAGCCCCACACAGGAAAGGACGUUGUGAUGUUCCUUCCAGAACUCUUUAAGGGUUAAAUCUGUAUCUGAGACCAUCUGGAAGCAAAAGCAGCCAGUAUUUGGAUCAUAAUUCAAGACUUUUGUCAUAAGUUAAAACUAAAAUUCUGGUUGUAACCCAAGUUGUUCAUAUGUCAGGCCAGUCGUAACCUGAGGGUCCACUGUACUUGAAACUGUAUAUAAAUAUCACCUCCCUCCUUUUAUGUGAAUAAGAAGUACUUCGCCAUAGCCAGGCAGUUCUCACAUUCAUUGCAAAAGCUUUCAGUUUCUUUUUAAAUUCUAUCUUUGCUUUCUAGAUUCUAUCAAAAUAUUUUGUUUCAUCACUAUGUGGUAAUAAAAAAUAGAGAGAAAAUAAAAUAGGAAUGCAUAUUUAGUUUUCAUUCACUUUUGAAAUCUUAACUAGAUUCUUUUAAGUUAUCUGUUGUAUAAUAAUGGAAAUGUAAACUAUUAACUCCUAUUUAGUCUUUCCUCUGUUCUCUGCAUAUUCAGUGAAAUAAUCUGAAAUCAAUUACACUUUAUAUGUCCUAAAAUUCCAGUCCAAAGUCAUCCUACUUUUCUCAUUUUGUUGAUACAGUUAAUUUUGGCAAGUUAUCUUGCCUAAAAUGUAAGGCUUGACUGUAAUAGUUUCCUAACUAUUCCCUAAAUAAUCCCUAUCAUCCUGAGCAAUUUGUUUGGAAAGUUAUGACAGAUAACCCCCAAAUAACAGAUGAACAGUUAAAAUAGAAAGUGAAUUUAAGAUAAAGACAUUAAUUUAAAGUUACAUUCAUAUAUUUCAAAAUAUGGCCACUUUCUGGACAUUAUCUAAAAUACUAAAAACAAAGAUCUGUUAGGCUAGGAGGCAGAGCAAAGGACACUUGGUACUAUGAGGCUUUCAUUAGGUAUACGUUUCUAAGUAUGUUCUUAAUAUGUAAAUUUUUGCUGAUUCUUAGUAAUACUGCUUUGUCUAGUGUUUGUUUUUCCCACUGUUAAGCUGCAAACUGUUAAACUAGGGGUUGAUUACGAACACUUUUAUGUGUUUAAUAAUGACUACAUCAUCAUGUAUACAAUCAUUUUAAUAAAUUUAAGUUAAGGACUUUAAGGAUAACAUGUAGUAACUUCAUUUGGACAAAUCAUCAUAGUAUUUUCACUGUUCAAAACUGCACUAAAAUGCUGGCAUAAAGCAAAGAAAUAGAUGAUACUUAGAGAUAGAGUUCCAUUUAUUCUAGAAGAUCUAUAAUCUGAAUUAACCACAAAAUAAAUCCCACCUGACAUCAAUUUCAAAAUUAAUUUUGAAAACUUCCAAGGACCAACAUUUUCUAGCUUUGAGGACAAGCAGAUUACUCUAAAGGCUCUGGUGGCAGGUUGUGGUGGUGGAAAGGGAAGUUGAGGGAAAAGAAAAUCUGUCUGGGUUACUCACUGACUGUGCUAAAGAAGGACUGCAUCAGCCACACACAUUCUCUCAUCAUCUUCUAUCAUAAGGUAGUUCACAAGUUAAAUGAGUAAUCAUGCAUCAUUUCAAAAUAUUUCUAUUUUAAUUAGUUAUAGUUCAAAAGGCGAUUAUGCUGAAGCAAAGACAGAAGUCAAGAAAUUGGGGGUACAGGUAGAUAUAGGAUUAACAAACACAAAAAUGUAAACAUGCAUCAGAAAUAUGGAUUACUAGACUUUUACCAUAUGUAGACUGUAUUUAAUAGUGAAUUUUAACACCUGCACAUGGAUCAAUAACGGCAAGUGUUACCAUUCAGAAAACUAGCCUGUACUCUAAAAAGGAACUUUGUUUUUCUAAUAGUGAAAGGUGGUAAAUUUACAGUCCUACUCCACUUUUUCCCUAUAGAGAAAAGAUAAAUGAUCUCAUUUAUUGCUAUCCUAAACACCUUUUCUGUUCUGUGCCCUACUCACUUUCCAAAUGUGGUUUUAUCCUGUAUCUUUAGAAUUUUUAAAUAUACUGAAAUAAACCAAGUGGUUAUUACUUCAUUUUAGAGUGCCCAAAUAAAACUGAAAUCUUAUCACCUUAGUCACAGGUAUAACUAAGUGUUUUAACAUACUGUUAAUUUUUCACAUGCCAAUGUAAAUAACAGUGAGUACCCAAUUUAGACUAUGAAAAUGAACUACAGGGUAACUUAAUAUUCUUGUUUCAUAUAAUGCAAAGAGACAUGAUGUUCAUAUAAAUUCUUUUAAAUGAAUCCUGUAGAAAUGAUGUAUUAAACAUCUCCAACCCAACAGAA